AUGUGUGACUCACUAGCUGAGAAUAAACGCUACAGUCGGUGCCUAUUCAGCAGUUUCUUUCUUUCUUUUUUGAUUUUUCUCUCAAUUCUUCUUUUUCUUUCUCUUUUUCUAUUCUUUCUUUCUUUUUGCGCAUUCACCUUUAUUUCUUAUGUUUAUAUCUUCAUUUUGUUUAUUCCCUCUUUCUUUUCUUUUUACAUUUUCUUUCUUUCUUUUGUUUAUUCAUUCGUUUUCUUUCUUUCUUACUUUCUUUCUUUCUUUCUUUCUUUCCUUCUUUCUUUCUUUCUUUCUUUUGCUUAUUCUUUCGUUCUUUUCCUUUUUCAUUUUCUUUCUUUCUUUCUUUUUUAUUUAUUCCUUGGUUUUCUUUCUUUCAUUGGUUUCUUUCUUUCGUUUAUUCCCACUUUUUUCUUUUUAUUCGUUACUUCUUUCUUUUUAUUUUUCUCUCUUUAUUGCUUUUGUUUAUUUCUUCAUUUUCUUUCUUACUUUUCUUCUUUUGUUUAUUCUUUCCUUCUUUUCCUUUUUCAUUUUCUUUCUUUAUUUCUUUUGUUCCGUCUUUCUGUUCCUUUUAAUUUUCUACCAUUAUUUCUUUGGUUUAUUCUUUCUUUCUUUCUUUCUUUCCUUCUUUCUGUCUUUCUUUUGUUUGUUCCCCCUUUUUCUUUUCCUUUUUCAUUUUCUUUCUUUAUUUCUUUGUUUUAUUUCUUCAUUCCUUUCUUCUUUCUUUCUUUCUUUCUUUCUUUCUUUCUUUCUUUCUUUCUUUCUUUCUUAACAUACACGGGACUGAAUAUUUCUUUAUCAACAUAA
Molecule: messenger RNA, 798 nt
Organism: Acanthosepion pharaonis
Lineage: Eukaryota; Metazoa; Mollusca; Cephalopoda; Sepiida; Sepiidae
Source: the annotation of a GenBank genome assembly